AUGAACAUUAUCCUCUCAUGCAGGGCGUCUGAACUAGGCUCAGUGAAGUCGUUUUUUGGGGUGAAGCGACUGCUCGCGUCUGCUGUUGUGUGUGCCGCUGAAUCUACUGCUUAUUGUGUCACUCAAGUCGAAUCCGCCUUGAAGAACUGUGGAUGCCGUACCCAUGGGGGUGGUGGAAAUGCGGUGGAGUAUAACGUGGAGAUUGUGACCAUUGGUGUCGAUAACGUUGUGUUGGAGGAGCUCUUGUCGAACAGCGUGUCUCGCCAAGUUGUGUGUGCGUGCCUCUGUGGGGUAGCUUUGGUGGCGGCAUCGUUGGUGAUCUUUCUGGCCCAUUGUGAUGUUCGGCAGAGCGGGGUUGGCGUUACAGUGCGAUCGUUUAUGCAGGCCACAGGCUGUGGGGGCGUGUGUCCAUUCCCAGCGCCGCCGAGUACAACCAACUAG
Trypanosoma rangeli is the source of this 441-nucleotide messenger RNA. RefSeq names its product putative Trichohyalin. NCBI's taxonomy places the organism in Eukaryota, Euglenozoa, Kinetoplastea, Trypanosomatida, Trypanosomatidae. Bases 1 to 441 code for a protein of 146 amino acids. The record is from RefSeq and is a predicted model, not a curated record. The transcript has a single exon.